UUUUUUUUUUUUCAUUUAAAAUUAUUAUCAUAUGAAAAAAUUAUUUAAUUUUUCUUCUACUUCAGCAAACUAUGGGAUGAGCAAAGAACGCUUAACUCCUUUAUAUCGUUCAUUAACUCAAGAUAGUCAAUAUACGAAUGACGAUUCACCUAUAACAAAAUUAGUAUGCAAAUUAUUAGGUUUACCUAGUCCAGCAGUAAGACCUCGGUUACGGCAUAAAUCACGAUCAACGACAUCAAUCACCAAAAGUUCAGUUAUUUCUUCAUAUCAAAAUACAACUUUAAUAGACUCUAAUACUUCCGAAGAAAAAGCUGUACGAAAGCCAUCAGCUAUCACCAUUGUGACACCGUCAUGUACAGCAGCAUCGUCCAUUAUCAUGGACUGGGACCAGAUUGAAGUAUCAACCACUAAUAAAGAAAAAGACGAUACAAGCUCAAUUUCUUCCAGUUUAUCAUCUACAAGUUAUAUUUCAACUGUAAAUAGUUCAAUCUAUUUUAUUGAUAGUUCGAAUAAUAAAUGCAUAUCACCUGCGGUAGAUGCGCUUGUUACAGCUAGUUUGAUUCCCACAAAAUAUACAAAGUCAAUUCUUGAAUAUAUACCUUCAAUAAAAUUAAUCCAUCGAAAACAAGAUACAGAACCUGUGUUAACUGAAGCAAUAGCUGAACGAAUUCGACCGUAUAUUCCUAAAAGAUAUAAAAUAGCAGAAAAAUGGAAUCUUCUAUAUAGUCUAGAUCAGCAUGGAGUUAGUCUUACCACAUUAUAUUCACUUAUGAAAAAAUAUGAUGGACCUUGUGUUAUAAUUUUAAAAGAUGCAGAUGAACAAAUAUUCGGUGCAUAUUUAAGUAAUACACUUUCUUUACAAAAUUACUAUUAUGGAACUGGUGAAUGUUUUUUAUGGAAAUUAAAUGGAGAGACAAUUAAAGUUUUUCCAUGGACAGGAAAAAAUGAUUACAUGAUCCUGUCAGAUUCUGAUUUCAUAGCUAUAGGUGGAGGGGAUGGUACAUUUGGAUUAUGGUUAAACUCAGAGCUCGAGAAAGGUUAUAGUAAUACGUGCCCUACUUUUGAUAAUGAAAUUUUAUCUCUUAGACAUGAAUUUCGAUGUCUAGAAUUGGAAGCUUGGGGAUUGUACAUAUAAAGUAUACCCUUUAUCACUUUUGUGUAUGUAAUCAAAAAAAGAAGUUUUAUGUACGUUUACGCAAAAUGAUAUUCUACUAAUUUUAUAUACAUAAUUACCUUUUUAUUAUUAUUCAAUAUAUUUGCAUUCUAUCUUAUUUUAACGGUCA
Messenger RNA from Cokeromyces recurvatus, 1283 nucleotides. RefSeq names its product TLD-domain-containing protein. Gene Ontology annotation, biological process: response to oxidative stress. The record is from RefSeq and is a predicted model, not a curated record. The coding region runs from base 32 to 1135 and encodes 367 amino acids. The transcript has 7 exons. Lineage: Eukaryota; Fungi; Mucoromycota; Mucoromycetes; Mucorales; Mucoraceae. Gene Ontology annotation, cellular component: nucleus.